Prorocentrum cordatum is the source of this 2434-nucleotide messenger RNA. NCBI's taxonomy places the organism in Eukaryota, Dinophyceae, Prorocentrales, Prorocentraceae. The record is from the annotation of a GenBank genome assembly.
AUGUAUUGGCUCAAGUCUGAGCUCAAGACCCUGGCUCAAGAAUGGGCUACCAUGAAAGGCGUUGAGGAUCCCAUCGACACUUGGCAACUAGGCACGGUCGAUGCAUCUGUGAAGCUUCCGCACGCUCAGGCUGCCCUGGCGCAGCAGAUACGCGCAGACAGACCCAUGUUAGCGAAUUCAGACGUCAUGAAACAGAGGGUGCGGGAAGCUCUCCCAAAACAUGAGUACAACGUUGCGGACUUCUACCACAAGACAGGCAUUUGGAGGGUAAUCGCCAAGCAUCCCUUCUUCGAGAAUCUGACGCUCGUGGUGAUCUGCAUCAACGCAUUGUGGAUUGCAAUAGACACUGACAACAACCCCACAUCAACCCUUCUAGAUGCACAGCCUAUAUUUCAGAUCGCAGAUCAUUUCUUCUGCUGGUACUUCUCCUUUGAGUGGUACGUCCGCUUCAGUGCGUUUAAGAAGAAGCGACAUGGGCUGAAGGAUAGAUGGUUCGUCUUCGAUUCCUGCCUGGUUUUCAUGAUGGUUGCCGAGACGUGGGCGAUGAGCAUCGCACUGCUGUGCCUCGACGCUGGCCGCGGCUCCGGCGUGGGCGGCGCCUCGAUCUUGCGGUUGUUCCGUUUGUUGCGGCUUUCCCGUUUGGCGAGGAUGUUGCGGUCGAUGCCCGAGCUGAUGAUCUUGAUCAAGGGGAUGUUCGCCGCCUCCCGCUCCGUCUUCUUCACCAUCUGCUUGAUGGGCGUCUUCCUUGACAACCUGGGGCACACCGCGGACACCAUCGCCGAGAGCAGCCCAGUGGUCGCGGUCGUCUUCUUCAUCUUCGUCGUGUGCGCAGCCCUCAUGGUGAUGAACAUCCAGCUGCCUGCGGCGCGGCGGCGGGUGCUUAUCGGCGUGCUCUGCGAGGUCGUGAGCGCGGUGGCCUCCACGGAGAAGGAGAUGGAUGUGUACGCCCUCAAGUCGAAGCUCGCGGAGGUGAUGCACAGGCUGGACACGAACGGCAAUGGCACACUCUCCGAGGAGGAGUUCGUGCAGCUCGUUGGCAACCCAAAGGUCGCCACGCUCCUGGGCGAGGUCGGCGUGGACGCCAUAGGGCUCAUCGACAUGGCGCCGAGCAUCUUCGACCCGGAGGACGAAGAGGACGAGGACGACGACGACGACGAGGGAGCGUCGAGGCCACCGAAGGAGAUCAGUUUCACUGACUUCGUGAAGAUCGUGCUGGACCUGCGCGGCUCCAACGCGGCGUCCUUGAAGGACCUCCGGGAGCUGAAGCACGACCUGGUGAGCGAGAUCGAGAGUUUGAAGGUGAGGCUCAAUGUCUCCAGACGCAGGAGCAGCAUCCCCAGGCACGGCGGCCUGUCGCGGCGGCCUUCCGCGGCCCUGGCUCCCGAGGAGUGCGUGCUGGGCCCCGGCACGCAGGCCCAGGGCACCCCCUCGGAGUGCCUGCUGCCUGCCGGGGGCGGCGAGGCGCGGGGCGAUGCAGGCCUGCAGGAGGUGGAGGGGGCCCUGCGCGCGUGGCAGGCGGCCCUGGCGAGGGUGCAGCGUCCCGCGCUGCCCGGGGCGGCCAGGCCGAGCCACGAGGAGGAGGUGCUCGAGUGGAUCGACAGCAUGAGCACGACGGCGGCCUCGGAGUUGGAGAGGCUGCAGAGGAUGCACAGGAGCUGAUGUUUCGAGGUGCGGCCGAGCGCGCCUCUGUUCAGCGUGUCGCGGCGCGGGCUCUGGCCCACCACGCGUCGGCGCGACACGCUGUCCACGUCCCAGUCCACAGUCAUCCACGUCCCGAGCUUCUCCCGAGCAUCCCGCCUCGAGGAGCGGAGCGACGCGCCGCCCGCCUGCAAGCCAUGGUGUGUGCCAGGGCCGCCGCAGCGACACGCGCAGCAAAAGCUCCUGCCCGUGCUCGACGACCAGCCACCUCGGCGUGCUCGCUCGUGACGUCGUGGAGCCCUCCGAGGGCGGGGUGACGGCACGCUGGCGCCGCGAUCAAUCUAUCUGGACGCGGUUGCUUCGUAGUGAUUGCUUCGUAUGCUACUAUACGGGCACCGUUAUAUAUACAUAUAUACACGUGUGUUGAGUAUUUAUUGCCCAGACACCUUUGCGCCGCGCCCAGAAUGUAAGGGCGUGCUGCACGCUUCGAUACCCAUUAGGUUGUUCAGUGUUUACGUUAUGCUGACUCGUUCCCCUUGCUCCCCGCCUCGGCCCUCCACACUUCACUCCACGUGCUUCAGCACUGACACCCUGCGCCAUGUGCGCACCCACGGCACAUGGCGCCAUGUGCGCACCCACGCCAUUUUCGGCCUCCACGGCGACCUCUCUUCUCGAGUCGCAUGGAGGCCUGGUUCAGACGGCCUGCCUGCGCAUGGAUCGCUCAAGCGGAAGAUUCUCAUUGGGGAUGGCAUCCCGUUCGCAGGCAAGCGUUCUAUGUCCGAGCGAUCCUUGCCAA